AUGGACGAGGCUAUCUCGGCCGACGAGAUAGAGUUUCGCACGAACGUGCUGGAUCUCGGCUGGAAGAUCGUCGAGGAGAAGUUGCCGGAGGAGCAAGAAGAGUAUGAAAGUGAGGAGGAAACGACAGAAGAUGAAACGGAUCAAGAAGAAUCAGCCGAGGAUGAAGCAACGGAGGUGGAGACAGCUGUGGAGGAAGUGAGUGACGAGGCAUCACCGGAUGAGGAAGGUGCUGUCGAGGAGAAGCCGCUUAAGGAGACAGCAGAGUGCGAGACCGAAGAAGAAGCAAUCGAGGAGGAUUCAGAUGGAGAGGAAGAUGUGAUCGAGUUGUGGUGA
This is a messenger RNA of Saxophila tyrrhenica, 333 nucleotides long. RefSeq lists its product as uncharacterized. The transcript has a single exon. The record is from RefSeq and is a predicted model, not a curated record. The coding region runs from base 1 to 333 and encodes 110 amino acids. Lineage: Eukaryota; Fungi; Ascomycota; Dothideomycetes; Mycosphaerellales; Extremaceae.